UUAGAAUGGAUUACAGAGUGUUCCAUUAAAGUCGACACAUCCGGCGGUAAACGCACUCAUACCUCUCUCGAGGACCUGUUCGUUCGCGUACAAGACUAAAGCUGUGAAGGUUGUGGAGAGUCUAGGCCUAGGAACCUGCCUCGUAAAGGCUACCUUAGCAGAAUCAGAAUUGAUUUACUGAUCGAACCUCACCCUCGAAAUCGAGGUUAUGCUGCCUUUACAACCAAAUCCCGCUCUUACGUCUUGGCAUGGGACGUCCCAUCUACAUCACGAUGGGAAACUGCCUAUCGAUCUCAAGCUCCGGGGAGCGGAGUUUGCGAGCAGUGCAUUCUUGGAAGGGGUACACGCCGUUCGUGGAUAAAUAUAUUAAGACGGGUGUGAAAGCAGUUAACGCCAAUUUUGACGAUUGCGAGUCGGAUAUGGAUGACGCAGAUAGUGGUUUCAACGAGGAUGAUGGUGAUCAGAGUACGAAGGACAUCGACACCGCACUGGCGCCGCCUAUGACAGAACCGUCAUGGCCAGAUUUUGAGUGCCAAAACCUUCAACGAGUGUAUGAGGAGCCGUAUUCAGCAGACCAUCCUUUACAAAACCCCUCGAUAAUGGCUUCCUUAUCAGGAUCAUCACCACGAACGGCGUUAGCAUCUCUGUCUGUCGAUGACAUUGACCCACCAGCAGAAGAAACCACAGCCGAGCCUCUUGAUGGUGUGUUAUCGCCAGUUUCAUACAGAGAGAAAAUCCAUGAAACAGAAGUACAAGGGGCAGAGCCCUUGGGUCUAUCUGACAUCUGAAUGACGCCGCGUAUAAGACUUGGAAAGCCCUUCUGGCGCAUUUGUACCCUCGCGAUCUCUCUUUUGCAUCUCUCAAGCCCAAUGAGAUCGCAACAACGGAUGCAUAUCCGUCCAAGUCGAUGUAUCGCUCCGCUGUGAAGGCGAGCGAUUACAGGCACAAGCUUAUUUUAUUUCUUCUGGUUUCCCAAUCAGGCUGGACAUUCGUACGCAGUUGACGCCGAGUAACAU
Desarmillaria tabescens is the source of this 1016-nucleotide messenger RNA. RefSeq lists its product as uncharacterized. The record is from RefSeq and is a predicted model, not a curated record. The transcript has 4 exons. Lineage: Eukaryota; Fungi; Basidiomycota; Agaricomycetes; Agaricales; Physalacriaceae. Bases 249 to 788 code for a protein of 179 amino acids.